AUGGUUCAUCUUCCUACUGAAAUCCCGACGAAUGAGAGUCUCCUUCGGGAGGUAAAACAAAACCCACUUUUUUCUUUCAUACUCCCACUCUUGCUUCCCCAAUUUUCUUUCUUUCUUUCUUUCUUUCAAGUGCACUGUUCUUUCUUAUUCCUUACUUUCAACCUUCCUCUUUUUUUUUCUUCUUCUUCUUCUUCUUCUUCUUCUUCCUUUCUUUCUUUAUUUAUUUACUCCUAUAAUAACUUAAUGUGUACUUUCUUCGUACCACCUUUAGAUGGGAACUUUCAUUCUUUGAAGUUUACUGUACUUUUUUCACAUUCAAUGUUCAUUUUUUUUCUUUCUUUCAAAUGCCCUCUUCGUCCUUUCUUUAUUUCAACCGCAUUCUCUUUCUUUCUUUCUUUCUUUCUUUCUUUCAAAUACACUCUUUGUACUUUAUUUUUCAAAUGUUUUCUUUAUUCAUUCUCUCUUUCGUUCUCUUCAUCCAUCAUUUCUUUUCUUCUUUCUUUCUAUCUUUUUUUUUUCUUAGAAAUACUCUCUUCUGUCUGCUUUUCUUAUUUUCUAGCUUUUUUAUUUGUUUCUUAUAUCUCCUUCGUUUUCGUCGUCUUCUUUUUUCUUCACUCAUUUCUUUAUAAUCUUCCAUUUCUCCUCCUUUUCCCAUUUCACUUUCUUCCAUCUCUCUUCCUUUUUCGUUUUCUAUUCUUUUUUAUUUUUCUCCUUUUUUUCUUUAUUUUCCUCUGUUUCCAUUCUACCUCCUUUUCCCUUUAUUCUUUUUCUUCAUCAUUUUCCUUUUGUUUUUUCAUUAUCUCUUUUCUUUAUCAUCCUCCAUUUCUCGUUUGUUUGUUUUUCAUUUCUACUUCUUUCUUUUUUCUUUUCCUCAUCGCAUUUUCUCUUUUCUUUAUUUUCCUAUUCUUCCAUUUCUCUUCCUUGUUUUCAUUUAUUCUUCUUCUUUCAUUUCUCUUUCGUAUUUCAUUUCUUUUCUUCUUUUUUCUUACGUUUCUUUUUUCAUUUAUUCCUCCUCCUUCUCCCCCUCCUUCUUCUUUUAUUUAUCUUCCUUUAAUCAUUUCGUCUUCUUUUUCUUCUUUCAUUAGUCUUACUUUUUCAUUUCUUCUUACAUUUCUCUCCCUUUUUUAUUUCUUUCCUUCUUCUUCUUUUCCCCCCAUUUCUCUUCCUUUUGUCAUUUCGUCUUUUACUUUCAUGAAUCUUCAUUUUUUAUUUCUUCUUCUUCUUCUUCUUCUUCUUCUUCUUCUUCUUCUUCUUCUUCUUCUUCUUCUUCGAGCGUUUCUCUCCCUUUUUUAUUUCUUCUCCUUCAUCUUCUUCAUCUUCUUCUCCUUCUUCUUCUUCUUCUUCUUCUUCUUCUUCUUCUUCUUCUUCUUCUUCAAGCAUUUUAUCUUUAAAGUUCCCUUCUCUACUUGUCUCGAUUUUUCAUUCUUCUCAAACUGCUGA
Molecule: messenger RNA, 1440 nt
Organism: Acanthosepion pharaonis
Lineage: Eukaryota; Metazoa; Mollusca; Cephalopoda; Sepiida; Sepiidae
Source: the annotation of a GenBank genome assembly